AUGUCGCAACAGCCAUUGUCCUCGUCGGUGCAGCCGACUGACAUCUACGGUGGAGAUGAGGUCUCCGCCUUGGUUCUCGACCCAGGAUACUGCAGCACUCGCGCUGGCUUCGCAGGCGAGGAUGUCCCCAAGUCUGUGUUUCCGUCGUUCUACGGCCGUGUCGGUUCCAACGAUCCCCCGACCGACGUAUUUGGCGACGAGUGCCUCAUCCCCCGCGCCGACUUCGAGGUCCGCAACUACAUGAACAAGGACAGCGUCGUUGAGGACUGGGAUGUGGCCAACAAGAUCUGGGAGCACAUGCUCAUCACUCGCCUCCAACCCGCGCGUCCUACACCUCCUUCUAAGAACGGCCUUAACGACGACCCUAAGACGGAAGCCGAGGGAGGCGAGGCCAAUGGAGAUGUUGAUGUCGCCAUGGAGGAUGCCGAGACUCAGGAGAAGGCUCUGCAGGAGAACCCUCUUUUGAUGACUGAGGCGCCUUGGAACUCGGCUAAGUCCAGAGAGAAGGCCAUCGAGAUCAUCAUGGAGAACUGGGGCUGCCCUGCCUUCUGGCUGAGCCGAACGCCUGUCUUGGCUGCCUUUGCUGCCGGAAAGGCCAGCGCUCUCGUCAUCGAUGUCGGUGGCGCCAACACCUCCGUCACGGCCAUCCACGACGGUAUGGUUCUGAAGAGAUCCAUCCAGAAGUCCCCUGUCGGCGGUCUGUGGCUGUCUUCGCAGAUCCGUAGCCUCUGGGAGACAUCAGAGCCCAAGAUCGACCCCGUCCCUACGUUCCUCGUCGAGAACAAGACUCCCGUUGACGCGGGUGCACUCCCCCAGUUCAAGCAGCGCCAGUUCGGUUUCAGCAUUACUGACUCGUUCCGCACUUACGAGGAGGAGCGACUGCUCACCGAGUUCAAGGAGUCCGUCGUCGAGACUUGGCGCGGUCCCGGCAAGUACGCCGUCCCCCAGAACGAGGAGCUUGCCAAGCUCCAACCCGGCCGCGUCUUUGAGUUUCCCAACGGCGCCAACCAGAUGUGGCGCGAACAGCGGUACAAGGUCUCGGAGGGUAUGUGGGACGAGACGGCAGCGUUCCCGACGGCGAACGAGGAGCUGCGCCUUAACAAGAGCCAGACCAUCCCCGAGCUCAUCCGCGCGGCGCUCAAUGCCGUUGAUGUCGACCUGCGCCCUAACCUGCUGGGCAACAUCGUCGUCACCGGCAGCACCAGCUUGCUGAACGGCUUCAAUGAUCGUCUCAACAACGAGCUGACGACCAUGUACCCGGGCCUGAAGAUCAAGAUCCACGCUGCGGGUCUGUCCAGCGAGCGCCGCUUCGGUGCCUGGAUCGGUGGCAGUAUCUUGGCCAGCUUGGGCACGUUCCACCAGAUGUGGAUCUCGCGUAAGGAGUACGAGGAGAACGGUGUGAGCAUUGUCGAGAAGCGCUGCAAGUAA
This is a messenger RNA of Colletotrichum siamense, 1428 nucleotides long. RefSeq names its product Actin-related protein 4 (gene ARP4). Bases 1 to 1428 code for a protein of 475 amino acids. NCBI's taxonomy places the organism in Eukaryota, Fungi, Ascomycota, Sordariomycetes, Glomerellales, Glomerellaceae. Gene Ontology annotation, biological process: regulation of transcription by RNA polymerase II. Gene Ontology annotation, cellular component: SWI/SNF complex; NuA4 histone acetyltransferase complex. The transcript is spliced from 2 exons. The record is from RefSeq and is a predicted model, not a curated record. Gene Ontology annotation, molecular function: chromatin binding.